UCAGUAAAACAACUUUUCAUCUUUGAAUUGCUUGCAUUGUUCCUGUAAGAAAUCAAGCGUUUUGAUUAAAAAUGCAAUGCAACCACCUCCCCUUAAAAUAUGCAAACUCUGUGGGUGAUAUUAUAAUUUCCCCCGCAUUUCAGAGUCACAUUAAAGGUCUAAAGAACGUGUCACGUGCGGCUGGAGAUGGAUGGUGAUUAUAACCACCCUGAAAGCCCGCAUUUAAAACAAGACGAAUGUCUCUGUUGCUAUUCAGCUUCUUUGUGUUCCCGGCGUUCACUGUGACAACUUUCAUCAGGCCGUAAUAUUGAACGUGUCCAUGCAGAACGCCGAUAUUAAUUCUCCUUUUCAGCUGCUGCCAUUUGCAAUAAUUAGCACGGCUGCAGAUAAGUGGACAUAACAGCGUUGAAAAAUGGAUGCUGUCUGACACCCAAUGCCACUCGGUGAUGCUUUGUUAAACUCGAAGGAUGGACCAAGGAGGAAACUGUGAGGAUAGGAAACUAAUAAGUGAGGUGGGCUAUUAUACAUCUCCAUCAUGUUGGUAUAAUCCUUACCAGGAGUGACAAUAUGAGAUAUGAAUUAUGAUGGGAGAUUUUGGAGUGAAAAGUGUGUUCACGCCACCAAAACGAUCCAUCAAACGCAACAACACACUCAACCAGCAAUGUUAACUAAUUGAAACUAACACCGCUACUGAUUUUAGAGGUCGAAUCUCAAGUCGCGUUUCAAGUAUAGACGAGCGAGUCCAAGUCAAAUCAAGUCAAGUGCGAAGCCAUAGGCUUGGAAUUUCCGAGUCCUUACAACUUGUCUCAAAAUAAAAUGCCAUUUUAACAAUGUAACAAUAUUUGUUUUGCUGGAAAUUACUCAACAGGUCAAUUUGAGUCUAAGGUCAUGAAAAUUGUGACUUGAGUCCGCCUGAAGCAUGGAAAUGCAUUGUGUUGUAAAUAAUGUCAUUUCACCAAAUAUAACACACGGACACGGAGUAUAGUUCACCCUCUGAUUUAAAAAACUAAAGCGUAACCCCCUUUGACAUUUUUAACUGCUCUGUCGGUCACUUAGCCGUGACACGGGGGCCAUAUUCAGCCAGGCUUAAAGAGGAAAUAUCAUUUAAAAAGGCCAUGGUUCAUGAGUGUGACUGCCAUUGCAUUAGCCUUGUGGGAAUGGAUGGUUUGCGAUUACAUGAAAGGUUGCUUUGUGUGUGUUUAUGAGUGCUCACACUCUUUAAAACAAAUACAAAAUUAAUUUAUGUUUCCUAAUAAAGACUUUUCGAUAUUUAUUGUAUUGUUAAGGCGCUACAUUGUCACAUUAACUUAUAGAGCGCAGGAAUGUGGAAUGAAUUGUAAUUCAAUUUAGCUAAACGCUUAUUGUUGUCAAAAAGAGCCCCCUGCUGGUCUGAAAAAUUAACCGCAGCGCUUGAUGACGUACUUCCACUUCCGGUGUAAACAAACAUGGCGGUUUGUCUCAACUUAAACGAGUUUUUUUACUUGCUUUUAUGGUUCAGAUAGGAUUUAACGGUGACCACGAUGGUUGACACAAACACGGAACCGAGUUUCGUUCGAUAUUUUUGCACGGCUGGUAACGGAAUGGAGCCAUUUUUAGUCGACGAGGUGACGCAGAAACUAGCUGGUCAAGAUAUUAAGCGGUUGCAAGGAAAGGUGCUGUUCACCUCCUGUGCAAGGAUAACCAAAAUCCGAGAUGUCAAAUCUGCAGAGAGACUCUUCUUGUUGUUGAAGCAAAGCUCACCUGUGUCGCUGCCUUCUAUCAUUAGCCCAGUAAGGGCAGCCUCUGUGCUGCAGUCCACACUGAUGAGCGACCUGAAACAGUGGACUGAUGCUGCAAUGACAUGGAAGCGCCUGCAGGGGGAGCUAACAGCUAACACAGAAGAGCUAGGAGUCCCAAAAAGGGAGGAGGUUAGGAGUGGCGAGGAUGAGGAGUUGAGAAGAAGUGACCACAGGGAGGAGGAGGAGGUUAGGAGUGAACAAAAUGGAGAACAGACACUGGAAACAAGGGGAGAGAUGUUGCACAGCAGAAAAACUUGCAGAGACGACAUUCAGAUGAUGAAGAAAAGGAGAAAGAUGGACUUUAAAGAUGAGCCAUGUGCUGAUGACAGUGGGAAAAGCAACGAGGAAGACUGCUUUCAACACAUUAAAGAUAAGACAGCAAUAGAGGUCCCAUUCUCCUUUCGGAUCAGCUGCAAGUGUUCCGGAUCUCUGUCACGCAUCCUCAGCAUGCAGGAGAUAAGCAAAGUGAUGGGAGUGAGUGUCAAUCGACAGUUAGGCUGGAAGGCUGACUUGAGGAACCCUCAGCUGGAGAUUAGCAUGUACUUGACUGAUGACCACUGUCUGCUUGGCAUUCCACUAACCAGGUUACCUUUAGCUAAUCGGAGCUACAUCAAAACGACAGGACUGAGGCCCACAGUUGCCUGGGCGAUGGCCGAACUGGCAGAGAUCCAACCAGGUUUCCGUGUCCUGGAUCCUAUGUGUGGAGUCGGAACCAUCUUAAUAGAGGCAGCCCAGGAACACAAGCUUUCCUGUUUCCUGGGUUUGGAUAUUGAUGACGGACAGCUGAAUAAGGCCAGGGACAAUGUCUCAUUUGCACAGCUGGGAGACAGGAUGCACUUGCUAAAGGCUUCAUCUACUGAUAUUGCUUUGCCGAGUGCGAGUGUGGACGCAGUGGUCUGUGAUCUCCCAUUUGGGAGAAAGUUUGGCACCAAAGCCAACAUGGCCGCCAGCCUGCCCAUUAUCCUCAAAGAGAUGGAGAGAGUCCUCCGUGUUGGUGGAACCCUGGUGCUCCUUCUCAGUCCCCAGCUGUCCUGUGUCCUGAAAAAACUCCUAACACACAAACACCCUGGAGGACCCUCAUCGUCUAACCAGGAGGAAGACCCUCAACCUGGAAUAGAAGACUGCUCUGUUCUCUCAAAACAUCAAGAAACCCACAGGGCUUCUACUCAGGGAAGAGAACCUCCAACUGGGCUACAGACCAGUCCACCUGCCCCUCUGUCCUCUCUGAAGCACCAGACCACUCUGAGACUCAGCUUAGGUGCCAUUGACGGACUUUUGCAUAAAUAUAUAAAAAUUGACACUGAGGGAAUCAGAAAUUUGACAAAUUGUUGACAUGUUAACGCAAUAAAUACUUUUUUUUUUAAACA
Molecule: messenger RNA, 3145 nt
Organism: Doryrhamphus excisus (bluestripe pipefish)
Lineage: Eukaryota; Metazoa; Chordata; Actinopteri; Syngnathiformes; Syngnathidae
Gene: thumpd2
Product: THUMP domain containing 2
Biological process (GO): tRNA methylation
Molecular function (GO): tRNA (guanine) methyltransferase activity; RNA binding
Source: RefSeq, a predicted model, not a curated record